This is a messenger RNA of Beta vulgaris subsp. vulgaris (sugar beet), 2877 nucleotides long. RefSeq lists its product as uncharacterized. The transcript has a single exon. Gene Ontology annotation, molecular function: RNA-DNA hybrid ribonuclease activity; nucleic acid binding. NCBI's taxonomy places the organism in Eukaryota, Viridiplantae, Streptophyta, Magnoliopsida, Caryophyllales, Amaranthaceae. The coding region runs from base 1 to 2877 and encodes 958 amino acids. The record is from RefSeq and is a predicted model, not a curated record.
AUGAAUGAAUCGAUUGACCUAGCUUUGCGCGAACUUGAUCUUCCGACUGUUUCACCCAUAGACAAGGAGGCUUUAUUGAAGCCGUUUGCUAGCUCUGAAAUUCAACAAGCUCUAUUCACCAUGGCUAAUAAUAAGUCACCUGGUUUAGAUGGGUUCCCGGUAGAGUUUUUCAAAACUCAUUGGUCAACAAUGGGGGAUCUCAUCAUCCAAGCUGUUACAUCGUUCCUUUCUACUGGCCAUAUUCUUCAGGAAUGGAAUAGAUCACUACUGGUUCUUAUUCCGAAAAUCGCAGCUCCUGAGGAGGUAAAUCAUCUCCGACCCAUUAGCUUAUGUAAUGUUAUUUAUAAGUGUGCGGCGAAAUGUUUGGUUAAUCGCAUGCAACCGUUAUUGCCUCACCUCAUUGACGAUUACCAAAAUGCCUUUGUUCCUGGCCGGCAAAUGGGAGAUAGUAGUCUUAUUUCUCAUGAAAUACUCCAUAUUAUUAAUAAAAAACGGCAGGGUAAUCGACAUCUUGCGGCCCUUAAGCUUGAUAUGAACAAAGCUUACGAUAGGGUCAGUUGGCAAUUUAUUCUGAAAGUUCUCACUGCUUAUGGGUUCCCGGCUUUCUGGGUACGUCUUAUUCACCAGUGUAUCACUACUGUAUCGUAUCGUAUCAUGAUUAAUGGGGUUGCUUCUGAAACCUUUACCCCGCAGUGUGGGCUCCGUCAAGGGGAUCCUCUAUCACCAUACUUGUUUCUUUUUUGUAUGGAUGUGUUCUCCCGUAUGACUUCCCUGGGUGUGGCAAUAAGGAAGCUUCAGGGUAUCUCCACAAGAAGGGGUGGUCCUUCUAUCUCUCAUUUAUUCUUCGCAGAUGAUGCUAUGUUCUUCUUUAAGGCUUCCCCGACUGGUUGCGCCAAUCUCAAAGGGAUAAUUGACCGCUUCUGUAUGAUUUCGGGUCAAAUGGUUAAUCUUCAGAAAUCUUUUGUGAAAUUCAGCCCUAAUGUUCCGACCGAAACACAAUUGGAACUCAAAACUCUCCUCAGUAUGGAGUCGAAGGAGUCAAUUGGUACGUAUCUUGGGGUUUCGGUUGACAUUAACGGUCCGAAAGUCCAGCACUUCACUCCCUUACUGGACUCCAUUGCUUCGAAAAUCACGGGGUGGCAACAUCGUUCCCUUUCGCAGCCUGCUAAGUUAAUCAUUAUCAACUCAAUCUUGGUUGCAACAAUAAUGCAUCAUCUUAGUGUUUUUCCUCUUCCGGGUACUAUCGUGAAUAAAAUUGAUAGUAUGUUGAUUCGGUUCUUUUGGCUUAAUGCUCAAUCUCAAGGGAUUCACUGGAGGAAGAAAGAGAUUCUCCACUUACCCAGGGGAAGUGGAGGACUAGGUAUUCGAAGUAUUGGUCCCUUCAAUGAUGCGCUCCUUAUGAAACGGGUUUGGCGGUAUCACCAUAACCCGCAGUUGUUAGCCUCCAAAACUUUCAACAUUUGUCAAUCUACUACUCAGGCUUUUACGUUUCAGAAUAGCAGUAGCUUGUGGGGGUCCCGGGGGCUGAGGCGGGCAGCGGUGAGGUUGAACAGUACCUGUAUAUGGAAAAUUGGCAAUGGCCACCAAGUAAGUGUUCUAAAGGAUAGAUGGUUAAAGGAUCAAGUGCCGAUUUUCAAAGAUCAGGUUCCUCUCAGGCAAGCGGCCAAGAUUCGAGUCAAUGAGCUUAUCAUUGGACCCAUGGAGGGGUGGAAUUCGGUAAAAAUUCAUCAGCUUUUCCAACCGGCUUCUGCCCGGCGUAUACUGGGGCUAGAACUUCCAGGUAGAUAUCCACACCAGGACUACCUUUAUUGGCCGCUGACCACGAAUGGGAAUUACUCGACAAAAACCGGGUAUGCCUCUAUUCUUCACCAACAGCAAAAUGAUAUUUAUAACAUGACAAGUACCGAGCAGAGGCGGUUCUUCCGUAUCAUCUGGGGCUUGAACAUCAUGUCCAAAUGGAAACUUUUCCUUUGGAAACUCUGGCAUAAUAGUUUAGCAACGACUGCCAAUCUAUUUCGGCGGGGACUUAGAGACACUGAUCUGUGUCCCAUUUGCAUGUAUGAGUCUGAAACUUUACUCCACCUAUUCUGUUAUUGUCCCCUUGCCUCUACUGCCUGGGAACGACACUUUGGACAGGGUUUUACAGAUACGGACUUGCUCCCGUCUUUUAGGUGUUGGCUCACAUGCAAAGUUUUGGAUUUUCGCGAUCGGGAAGGUAGUGAGAGCCCCAGUUUGAUCAAUUUUAUAGGGACCCUUUGGGCCAUUUGGCUCACUCGUAACCAUCAAGUCUUUCGUCAGCGUCGAGCCACAAUGGAAGGGUUGCAGGUGCAGUUUUCAUUAGCUACUGAUCAGCACAGGGUUUGCUCUGAGCCAGGCUCCCUGGGUCGACCACUGGGGAGGCAACAGCAGGUUGGGCCUCCGGGGUUUUUGUUUGUGGAUUUGGGCCAAGAUUCUGAGGGAUAUCCUCAUACUAUCAUCCGUCUUGAUGGGUCUUGGGAUCAGCAUACUAGCCUUGGUGCGAGUGCUUGGGUUGCGAUGACCACAGUGGAUGGGGUUUCUCACCGCCAAGGCCGGCGGGGGUUUGCUCACUCAGCCCUACAGACUGAAGUCACAGCCUGUCAUUUAGCCUUAUCAUGGGCUAGUACCUGUGGAUUAACCCAUAUUCUGAUUAUGACUGAUUCAGCUCAGUUGGUUCAGCUCCUCCGUUCGGGCUCUGAUCGAGAUAUUUCGGUGUUACAUCUUCUCCGCGAGAUUGGGGUCAUGGGUGUUACUUUUCAAUGGUGCCGCAUUCUAAAGGCUAGUCGGCAAGCGGUAUCUCAGGCUCACGACCUUGCUCAAAUCAUUAGGACCUCUCAUCAUUCGAUUGCUUUCAUAUAA